Chaetomium globosum CBS 148.51 is the source of this 735-nucleotide messenger RNA. RefSeq lists its product as uncharacterized. Bases 1 to 735 code for a protein of 244 amino acids. The record is from RefSeq and is a predicted model, not a curated record. NCBI's taxonomy places the organism in Eukaryota, Fungi, Ascomycota, Sordariomycetes, Sordariales, Chaetomiaceae. The transcript has a single exon.
AUGCACCCAUCAGAAAGCCCCCACGAAGACCGGUAUCAAUCUCAAGACGACAACAAACCUCCAUCUCGUACCGCUUACCUUCUCGCUCUGUGCCUCCUCCCACUCCUCACAACCUCCCUAGCCCUCUGGGCCGUCCUCAACGCCUGGCACCUCCAACUCUCCCCCAACAUCCCUCACCAGCCACGAGCCCAGCACCACCAGCCCCUCCCAACCCAUCCCCACCGAUGGACAACCUGCGGCACCACCCCAGCCACCGCCCGCGCCCGCAACUGCCGCUUCGACAUCCUCAGCUUCGCCUGGCAAACCCCCGAAUGCUACGACGGUGAGCUGAUGACCGCCUUCCUGCAGCACCACCCGUGGCAGUUCUACGCGCACCCCAACCGCACCGACGCCGUCGUCAGCCUGGAGGUCGCGCUGCAGGGCGAGCAGACGCUGUACGUGGAUUGGGCGUAUCAUAUCGCGCAUUGUACGUUUAUGUGGCGCCAGAUGCAUCGCGCGUACAGGCUGCGGGGGUUUGUCGAUAGUCAUUUGGAUGCGUACGCGCAUACGCUGCAUUGUCAGCGGGUGUUGUUGGAGAGGGGGGUGCCUGGGGGGAGGGUGAAUGUCGUCGCGGCGGUGAAGUAUCCCGAGUGUAGGGAGGUUGGGGGGAGGGGGUGGAAGUUGGAGGGGGAGAAUUUCUCCGGUGAGGGAGGACAUAAUGGGAUUGAACCAUGCUCGCGAGAGCGUUCUGCUUAG